Cynocephalus volans (Philippine flying lemur) is the source of this 1478-nucleotide messenger RNA. It is a transcript of the gene ATP1B3, whose product is annotated as ATPase Na+/K+ transporting subunit beta 3. Gene Ontology annotation, biological process: potassium ion import across plasma membrane; intracellular potassium ion homeostasis; sodium ion export across plasma membrane. NCBI's taxonomy places the organism in Eukaryota, Metazoa, Chordata, Mammalia, Dermoptera, Cynocephalidae. The record is from RefSeq and is a predicted model, not a curated record. Gene Ontology annotation, molecular function: ATPase activator activity. Gene Ontology annotation, cellular component: sodium:potassium-exchanging ATPase complex. Bases 136 to 975 code for a protein of 279 amino acids. The transcript has 7 exons.
GGCCGCCCGGCGCGGCGCGGCGCAGUCGGCUCGAGCGCUCCGCGUAACGACGAGGUGUCCCCGGCCGUCCCGCCCUCCGCCGCCGUCGCCGGGACGCGCGUCCGUGCCGCUCGCCUGGCCGACCGCGCACGCACCAUGACGAAGAGCGAGAAGAAGUCCCUGAACCAGAGCCUGGCCGAGUGGAAGCUCUUCCUGUACAACCCGACCACCGGCGCGUGCCUGGGCCGCACCGCCAAGAGCUGGGGUUUGAUCUUGCUCUUCUACCUAGUUUUUUAUGGGUUUCUGGCUGCACUUUUCUCAUUCACAAUGUGGGUUAUGCUUCAGACUCUGAACGAUGAGGUUCCGAAAUACCGUGACCAGAUUCCUAGUCCAGGACUUAUGGUUUUUCCAAAACCAGUGACUGCAUUGGAAUAUACAUUCAAUGUGUUUGAUCCAAGUUCCUAUCAAGGGUACACUGAAGACCUUAAGAAGUUUCUAAAGUCAUAUAGUGUGGAAGAACAGAAGAAUCUCACAGUCUGUCCCGAUGGAGUACUUUUUGAACAGAAGGGUCCAGUUUAUGUUGCAUGUCAGUUUCCUGUUUCCUUACUUCAAGAAUGCAGUGGUUUGAAUGAGACCAAUUUUGGCUAUCCCCAAGGAAACCCUUGUAUUCUUGUGAAGAUGAACAGAAUAAUUGGAUUAAAGCCUGAAGGUGAACCAAGGAUAGAAUGUAUUUCAAAGGGUGAAAACACAGCAGCUAUAUCAACUUAUCCUAAUAAUGGAAUUAUAGACUUAAAGUAUUUUCCAUAUUAUGGGAAAAAACUGCAUGUUGGGUAUCGACAGCCAUUAGUUGCUGUCCAAGUUCGCUUUGACCAUAACAACACUGGGAAAGAAAUAACAGUGGAGUGCAAGAUUGAUGGAUCACCCAACCUAAAAAGCCAGGAUGACCGUGACAAGUUUUUGGGACGAGUUGUGUUCAAAAUCACAGCACAUGCAUAGUAUGAGUAGGUAUCUCCACAGAGUCAGUGUUCUGUUUUCUGUCUGCAUUUUAUAUCAGCUGGACCCGCCAUUCUAGAAUUACAAGAUCGCCUGGGAGAAAGGUGGUGGCUGCACGACGCUGGGGUAACAUCAUGAUGUGCUUCCAGAUCAUAGUGUCCAGUGUCCUCCAAAGUAACUGCCUGUUGCCUCUGCUGCCCUCUGAACCAGUGCACAGUCGCCAGAUAGGGACCUCCGAACACCUGAUCCUGAACAUGUAGAACGGGGGUCUUGUCCUCUUUUUAUGUGGUUUAAUUGCCAAAAGUCUAAAGCUUAAUGUGCUGUGCUAUGUAAAUAUUUUAUGGAUUUAACACUGGUUAACUGUCGUAUUUUGAUGCCAACAAAGUUUUAGGGAUAAAAUGGUACCUGGCCAACAUCAAGAGACUUUAUACCUGCAAGAAAUGUGUGUGGAGAAGUUCUGUAUGUGAGGAAGAAAAAAGAAAAUAAAAGUGGAUUUGAAAGUGUUA